GUGGGAAGUGAAUCCUUUCUACUGUGACACAGUGAAACAACAGUAUCCAUACAACUCAGGAAACAGGCUCCUCAACAUCAUCGACAUGUCCAUCUUCGACUUCCUCACAAGCAACAUGGACAGACACCAUUAUGAGAUUUUUACUAAAUUUGGGGACGAUGGGUUCCUUCUCCACUUGGACAAUGCACGAGGGUUUGGGAAACACUCUCAAGAUGAGAUGUCCAUCCUGGCUCCACUAUCCCAGUGCUGCAUGAUAAAACGCUCCACUCUGGUGCGUCUGCAGCUCCUGGCCCGACCAGAGUUCAGACUGAGCGAUGUGAUGAGGGAGUCUCUGAAGGGAGACUCUCUACAGCCCGUCCUAACGGAGCCUCACCUCUCAGCGCUGGACCGCCGGCUACAGAAGGUCCUCCGAGCGGUCCAACGCUGCGUCAGGAGGCUGGGCGAGGAGGACGUGAUCACCAAGGACUUUGUUAAAUCCACAGCGACACCUCAGAUCAACACAGAGAUGAAGAAGGACAGGUAGCACAGGACGAAAUGGUCCUCUUCAUAGCUGUUUCUGUGCAGAAGACUUCAUGAUGAAGCGAAGCAAGAAAAACAAGGCUCAGAUGGUUUCGAUUUAAGAAACAAGCCAUAAAUGGAAGACGGGUUAAAAUCUUCUGAGCUUGUCAGAGAAGGAUCUCGUUGAGGAGGUUCAGACCGUGAAUCACUGCAGGCCUCAAAUUCCUAUCACAGAGGGAGUUGUGCAUUUUAUUUCCUUUUGCAUCUUUAAUGGUCAUAAAUUCCCCCAAGGGUGCAUUUUAUGACUGACUUUUUGUUAUGUCCACGAACACGACGUCAGGUACAUCAAGAUUGAAAUCCAGAUGGCUGUGGGAUCAAGCACGGCGGUUUUAAAAAGGGCUUCAAUGAAGAUAUGUUUAGCCCUUAAGCCUUUGAGUGUCUGUAUUUUGACUACACCGUUUAUUCAACACUUAUUAUAAGAGGUUGAGCUUUAGGAAGCAAAAACUUGCAGCCUUGCCAACAUGUAUGCUAAAUGCAUUGAACAUAUAAUAUUAAAAAGCCCAAAAGUGCACCCUUAAAAACCAAUGUUAAAAACCAAAAAGAAGCAUCAGGGAAUGGAGUUUAUUUAUUAAAUGAAUUAAGCUAAAGUAUAAGAGUCCUACCACGCAUCAAAUUCAGCAGUGGAGUUACUAUUAAUAAAAGAGAGCUACGAUGCACUGGAUCAGUUGUUUGCCAAAUUAAUGCUGGUGAAUAUGUUGGUUUAGAGAGAAACGUGUGGGUGUCUUUGUGUUGUUCUAAUUUUUAAAUAAAGUUAUUUUGAAGAGAAAUGA
Notothenia coriiceps (black rockcod) is the source of this 1328-nucleotide messenger RNA. RefSeq names its product protein FAM20A. The record is from RefSeq and is a predicted model, not a curated record. Gene Ontology annotation, molecular function: protein serine/threonine kinase activator activity. Gene Ontology annotation, biological process: enamel mineralization. Gene Ontology annotation, cellular component: Golgi apparatus. The annotation marks the transcript as partial. NCBI's taxonomy places the organism in Eukaryota, Metazoa, Chordata, Actinopteri, Perciformes, Nototheniidae. The transcript is spliced from 4 exons.